UCAGCUAUUAGCUAUUAAACAAAGGAACUCACAAUGAAUAUAGAAUUUGAUCACGAUUCUGACUGCGAAAGCGACAAAGAUUUUUGCCUUGAUGGCGAGAAUCUGGGCCUGGGCACCAGCGAGGAAAGUGUCAGUGAGGAUUCCGAUAAAGAGUCGAAGACAAAUGUUUAUCUUAAUAUUAAGAAGAAUUCGGUGGAUGUAAAAAAAAAAGACUUGUGCAGGACCCGGCAGUCUGACUGCAUUAAGAACUACCGCUUGACUACGGAUAAAGAUACGCUGCCGUCUGACGAGGAGACUGAAAAAUCGCGUUCGGAAACUCUGUGGGCUGAUUUCCUUAGCGACGUUGGUUCUGAGAGUCAAAACAACCAGGAAACCGUUCAUAAGCCAAACAUCGCGGUGGAUAAAAAUGCCGGAAUAUGUCUUAAAAAUCUGAUGGAUGUACAAAAAACUAAAAACUUUACCAUUGCAAAGAAAAAUAGUUCUUUACCUGGUUCAAAAUCAAGGCUCGAGGCAUUGAAACGACCGUUACAUCAGAGUGGUGCCGGCUCUCUUAUAGAUAAACUGGAAAAAAAAAGAAAAUUCUCAGUGCUGGAAAAGUCUCAAAUGGAUUGGAAAAACUUUAAAAGAGACGAAGGCAUAGACGAGCAGUUGCGUACACAUAACAAAGGCAAAGACGGAUAUUUGGAGCGUCAGGAAUUUUUGCAGAGAACAGAUUUUCGUCAGUUUGAAAUUGAGAAGAAAUUGCGGCAAUCCCGUCGGCCAAAUUGAUACAAAAAUGAAUUGUGCAGCCAUCUUCUUUAUAUUAACUCAUUCCCCUUAUGGUUUAAAUUUGGUAUUUAAUAAUAAUUAUAAUUAUUUAAUUAAAACUUAUUUUAGUCACAGCAGCAAGGAUAUAUCAACUUCGGCUUGCAGAAAAUUCCUUUAUAUUUUGUUUUUGGAGUGACUUUGGAUUGCAACAAAAAUAUUAGUAUUUGUAGUGUUUCUGCCCAAGUCAUACAUUUCCCAAUCCUUAAAUUUGCUUACAUGCCUUUCCCUUUGUGUCCUUUACUAUAACAGCUACUUGUAUUAUAUGUAUAAAAAGUGUGACAAAGAUAAGAAGAAUCAUUUUUUCUUCUUGACGAGAAGAAAAAAAAAUUUAAAUUUAUCCACGCCCACUAUAAUGCUCGCAAAUCGCGAAACUGUAAAGCAGGGGUACACAAACAUUGCUUGUGGUAGAGAAAUCUCCAAUACAAAUGCAAUGAAACACAAAUGGAUUGGUACAAAGGUUUUUUUUUAAUUUAAAGUCGUUACACAUUUUUAAAGGGGAGAAAAAAAAUUAAGAAUAAAAUUAAAUGCUUAUCCAAAUUAAAUUUUAUAGUCACACUUAUUAUUGUAUGAACAAAGAAAAUUUUCUGUAAAAAAUAAUUUCAUCGCUGGCCAAUCUUCCAGCACCGAAGACAAAAAUUCCACGAGACAUUUCUACUUUUAAUGAGUAUUUGGUGUUUUUGAGUAUUUCAUACAAACAUAUACUCUAUUUUCUAAAGGCUCUGGGGUAAAGCUAAAAAUACGAAAAUCCGAUGAUUGGAGAUAAAUAUAAUUGAAAAACACAUACACAGACCAAUAGCUACGGUCUAACUUUGUCUCAAAGUGACGUGACAAUCUUUUGCCAUUUGUGGGAGUUAGAGUGGUCGUGGCUCCGUUUUAAAAUAAACUUGAAAUAAAAUGA
This is a messenger RNA of Drosophila elegans, 1705 nucleotides long. RefSeq names its product craniofacial development protein 1-like. The coding region runs from base 34 to 768 and encodes 244 amino acids. NCBI's taxonomy places the organism in Eukaryota, Metazoa, Arthropoda, Insecta, Diptera, Drosophilidae. The transcript has 2 exons. The record is from RefSeq and is a predicted model, not a curated record.